Messenger RNA from Clonostachys rhizophaga, 3153 nucleotides. NCBI's taxonomy places the organism in Eukaryota, Fungi, Ascomycota, Sordariomycetes, Hypocreales, Bionectriaceae. The record is from the annotation of a GenBank genome assembly.
AUGUCUAUUCGUGGGGGCGAUGGCGGCAAGACCGACCAAGAUCUUGCCAUCAACAUUCGAAAGGCGACGAACAGCGACGAAAUCUCCCCCAAGCGAAAGCAUGUGCGCGCAUGCAUUGUAUACACAUGGGACCACAAGUCCUCCCAGGCUUUUUGGGCUGGCAUAAAAGUGCAACCCAUCAUGGCCGACGAGGUGCAGACCUUCAAAGCGUUAAUCACCAUCCACAAGGUUCUACAAGAAGGGCAUGUCGUGGCGCUGAGGGAGGCAAUGGCCCACCGCAACUGGAUCGACAGCUUGCAACGCGGCAUGACCGGAGAGGGCGUCCGUGGUUACGGUCCCUUGAUUCACGAAUACGUCUACUUUAUUCUAGCCAAGCUUUCCUUCCACCAUUCCCACCCCGAGUUCAACGGAACUUUCGAGUACGAAGAGUAUAUCAGCUUGAAGGCCAUUAACGACCCCAACGAGGGAUACGAGACCAUCACCGAUCUCAUGGCUCUGCAAGACAAAAUCGAACAAUUCCAAAAGCUCAUCUUCUCCCAUUUCAGACAUGUCGGAAACAACGAAUGCCGCAUCGCCGCUCUGGUCCCUCUUGUUCAAGAAAGCUACGGAAUCUACAAGUUCAUCACCAGUAUGCUGAGGGCUAUGCACUCAAUUACCGGCGAUGACGAUGCCCUUGAGCCUCUCCGAGAGCGUUACGGCGCCCAGCACUACCGGCUGGUCAAGUUCUAUUACGAGUGUUCCAACCUAAGAUACCUCACGAGCCUUAUUACGAUCCCGAAGCUGCCACAAGAACCUCCUAAUCUGCUGGCCGAGGACGAGAAUGCUCCAGCCCUUCCGGCUCGGCCCAAGCAAGAGAUUGAGCGUCGCCCGACACCGCCUGCCCAACCGAAGCACGAAGAACCCGACCAAAUAUCCGAGUUCUGGCAAAAUGAAGUCGAGCGUCAGAACCGCGAAUAUGAAGAGCAGCAGCGCAUUCUCGAGGAGAGACAGCGGCAGGCCCUUCUGGCCCAGCAGCAGGCUCAACUGCAGGCACAGCGAGAUUUCGAAGAGCAGCAACGACGCCUGGCCGAACAGCAGCAACGUGAGCAGGAGGCGCUCCUGGCACAGCAGGCGCAGUGGCAAACACAGGGUCGUUUGGCUGAGCUCGAGCGGGAGAACCUCAACGCCCGUGCCCAAUACGAGCGUGAUCAGUUGAUGUUGCAACAGUAUGAUCAGCGCGUAAAGGCACUGGAGGGGGAGCUUGCACAUCUCCAGAACAGUGUGGGAGCCCAGAUGCAGAGCCGUGACGAUCAGAUCAAGGCCUUGCAAGAACAGGUCAACACUUGGCGCACAAAGUACGAGUCCCUGGCGAAACUCUACUCGCAGCUGCGCCAAGAGCAUCUUGAUCUGCUGCAAAAGUUCAAGACGGUCCAGCUCAAGGCUGCCAGUGCGCAGGAGGCCAUUGACAAGCGUGAGAAACUGGAGCGCGAGAUCAAGACCAAGAACCUGGAAUUGGCGAACAUGAUCCGCGAGAGGGACCGCGCACUCCACGACAAGGACCGAGCUAGCGGCAGCAGCAAGGAUGAGGUUGAGAAGCUCAAGCGCGAACUCCGCAUGGCAAACGAUCGUGCCGACAAUCUGGAGCGAAGCAAGGGCAACGAACUCUCUACUAUGCUCGCUAAGUACAACCGCGAGAUGGCUGACCUUGAGGAAGCCUUGCGAAACAAGUCCAAGGCUCUGGAGGACGCUCAGUCCAAUGUGAGAGACGGAAACUCCGAUUUGGAGCAACUCCUUCGCGACAAGGAGGAGGAGCUUGAGGUCUACAAAGCAGGCAUGGACCAGACGCUUCUCGAGCUCAAUGAUCUCAGGCAGAACCAGGGGGUUAGCGACAGCGCCCUCGACGGGCAAAUCGAUGCGCUCAUUCUGGCCAACCUUGACAAGAUCAACGAUAUCAUUGACUCUGUGCUUCAAGCAGGAGUUUCUCGCGUUGAUGACGCCCUGUAUGAAAUGGAUUCAACCAUGCAGGCAGGUAACCAGAACGCCUCUCCUUCCUACGUGCUGUCCCAGAUCGAGAAGGCAUCAGCAAGUGCCAUGGAAUUUGCCACGGCGUUCAACAACUUCAUCGCAGACGGCCCCAACAGUACUCAUGCGGAGCUUAUCAAGACCAUCAACGUUUUCUCGGGCGCCGUCGCCGAUGUCUGCGGCAACACCAAGGGUUUGAGCCGUCUAGCCACCGACGACAAGGGCACCGACUCAUUGAUGGGCGGCGCGAGACAGUCCGCGCUCUCGACGAUCCAAUUCUUCCGUGGAUUGCAGAGCUUCCGACUAGAGGGAAUGGACCCCCUGCAAAAGACAGAUGUCGUUAUCAAUAGUAACAAUGACGUCCAGAUGAACUUGCAGAAACUGAACAAGCUGGUUGAGGCGUUUGCGCCAGGAUUCGGCAAGCUCACCAACAACAAGGGAGAUCUUGGCGACCUGGUGGACUCUGAACUCAGCAAGGCAGCCGAUGCCAUUGCCGCAGCGGCAGCUCGGUUGGCGAAGCUGAAGAACAAGCCUCGUGAUGGGUACUCAACCUACGAGCUCAAGGUCCACGACUCGAUCCUGGAUGCUGCAACUGCCAUCACCAAUGCUAUAACACAGCUGAUCAAGGCUGCCACUGCUACCCAGCAGGAGAUCGUCCAGGCUGGUCGUGGGUCAUCGUCGCGCACGGCUUUCUACAAGAAGAACAACCGAUGGACAGAAGGACUCAUUUCCGCUGCCAAGGCGGUCGCUUCGUCUACCAACACGCUCAUCGAGACGGCGGAUGGUGUCCUCUCGAACCGAAACAGCCCAGAACAGCUCAUCGUGGCGUCCAACGAUGUCGCUGCUUCAACAGCACAGCUAGUGGCAGCAAGCCGUGUCAAGGCUGGGUUCAUGUCCAAGAGCCAGGAGAAGCUGGAGCAGGCCAGCAAGGCCGUCGGCGCUGCCUGCCGAGCGCUUGUCCGACAGGUGCAGAACAUGAUCAAGGAGCGCAACCAAGGAGAGGACGAGGUAGAUUACUCCAAGCUAGGAGCCCACGAGUUCAAGGUCCGCGAGAUGGAACAGCAGGUCGAAAUUCUUCAGCUCGAGAACGCACUGGCCUCUGCGAGACAUCGGUUGGGUGAGAUGCGGAAGAUCUCAUACCAAGAAGAGUAA